GUGAGAGGAGGAGUUUGUUUGUUGACAUCGGGGACGAAAAAACGACAACCAGAUGAAUCAAAACGGGCCGUAACGCUUCGUUUUCCAGCUCGUUUCCAGCGACCAGGUUCCGUCUCUGCUCGUCCUACAGCCGGACCGGGGAGGAAGUGGCCAGGACGUGGCCAGGAAGUGGAGGUCGCCAUGGCAACCAGAGCGGGGGACGACCCCGACUCCCUGAUGGAUCUGGCCACGAACUUCUGCCUGAGAAACCUCCGCAAAACCAUGUGUUACCAGGGAAACCGAAACAAGCUGCGCCUGCGCUCCGACGUCUUCCUGCCCAGCGAGAUCUGCGACAAGCUCGUCAACACAUAUGUGGAGCUGGUUCACACGGACAGUAACUUUGACGUAGAGGAAAGUUUCUUCCAGCUGUUCUCGGACCCUCGGAACACCAGACUGACCCGAGUUCAGCUGAGAGAAGGUUUCGUUUGGGACCGAGAUCUGGACGCCAUAAGAAAACAGGACCUGAUGGAGCUGCACCUCACCUACUGCCACCGACUCUCGUCUCGCAGCUUAAAAACACUAACUUGCUUCCGCGAGACGUUGGUGUCUCUUUGCCUGUUCGGCUGCAGCCAGAUCUUCUACCGGAAGAACGGCGGCGCGCCGCUCGCCUGUAACGAAGACACAGACGACGACGACGAUGACGAAGAAGAAGAAAAGAGCCCGGCGUCGUCCCGGCAGGCGUUGGAAACGGACUUUAGCUUCCAGGGAUUCAACCGGCUGCGGUUGCUGAACCUGGGAGGUUUACCGGACGAGGUGGACGCCGAGUCGCUGCUCAGACCGCUCACGUCCAUCACCUCGCUAGAUCUGUCCAACGUGCACUUGCCCAGCACGGCGUUUCUCACGCAGUGGAAAGAAAGACUGGCCUCGCUCGUUCUCUACAACGUGGACCUGACGGAGGAAACGCUGGAAACGCUGGUGGAGCUGACCAAUCUACGGCAUCUGGACAUUUCCCGCGAGAGCAUGAGGACGACCAAGUUCAAGAUGAACAGGAAGAUCCUGACGGCCGUCGUGCAGCGUCUCGUCAACCUGGUGUCGCUGGACAUUUCAGGACACGUCAUGCUGGACAACUGCACCGUCCCGCACUUCGAGGAGGCCAUGGGCCGCCCCAGCAUGGAACCCUGCAAGAGCAGCAUCUUCCCGCUGCAGGAGCUGAGUCGGCCGCUGCAGUUCCUGGGCUUGUACGACACCACGUUGUGUAACGUGACGCACAUCCCUGCGUACAAGGUAACCGGGUCUAAGAACGAGGAGCAGGUUCUGAACGCCAUCGAGGCCUACACGGAGUUCAGACCCGAGUUGGCCCACCGGGCCAUCAAUCAGCUGUUCGACAUCGCCCGGAUACAACACUGUAACCAGCUGCUGCGAGCAUUAAAGCUGGUAAUCGCGGCUCUGAAGUGCCAUAAAUGUGACAAAAGCAUCCAGGUGACGGGCAGCGCAGCGCUCUUCUACCUGACCAACACGGAGUAUCGCGGCGACCAGAGCGUCCGGUUACGCCGAGACGUGAUCCAGGUGGUUCUGAACGGGAUGGAGCAUUACCAGGAGGUCACGGUCCAGAGGAACUGCUGCCUGACUCUGUGUAACUUCAGCAUCCCUGAAGAGCUGGAGUUCCAGUACCGGCGGGUGAACCGGCUGCUGCUCAAGAUCCUGGAACCGGCCCGGCAGGACGAAUCCAUCCAGAGAAUCGCCGUUCAUCUCUGCAACGCGCUCGUCUGCCAGGUGGACAACCAGCACAAGGAGGCCGUGGGGAAGAUGGGCUUCGUCAAGACGAUGCUGAAUCUAAUCCAGAAGAAGCUCCAGGAUGGAAUGUGUGAUCAGGUGAUGGAGUUUUCCUGGAGUGCUCUGUGGAACAUCACGGACGAGACGCCCGACAACUGUCAGAUGUUUCUCAACUGUCGGGGGAUGAGCCUGUUCCUGGAGUGUUUACAGGAGUUCCCGGAUAAGCAGGAGCUUCACCGGAACAUGCUGGGACUUCUGGGAAACGUGGCCGAGGUCAAAGCUCUGCGGCCGCAGCUGCUGACGCCGCAGUUCAUCACCGUGUUCAGCGAGCUGCUGGCCAGUAAAGCCGACGGCAUCGAGGUUUCCUACAACGCCUGCGGCGUCCUCUCCCACAUCAUGUUUGACGGGCCGGAGGUUUGGACGAUGGAGGAAUCGAGAAGAGACGCCGUCAUGGAGCAGAUGAUGGAGGCGGUUCAGAGCUGGGACGUUAGCUCCCGCCGCAACAUCAACUACAGGUCGUUUGAGCCGAUCCUGCGUCUCCUCCCCCAGAGCAUCGCCCCCGUCAGUCAGCACUGGGCCACCUGGGCCCUCUACAACCUGGUGUCCGUUUACCCCAGUAAAUAUUGUCCCCUGCUGAUCAAGGAAGGAGGAAUUAAUCUGCUGGAGAAAGUUCUGGAGCUGGAGAGUUCCCACGCCGAGACCAAGACCAUGGCCAGGAAGGUAAUGGAGCAGUGUGAGACGUUCAAGGACGACCCGAUGGAGACGAACAACGGCCAGGAGGGAAACUACGGCCAGAGAGGAUGACGACGUUUCCACGGCAACCGUCGUCUCCACUUAUAAACCAACAUCCUGCUAAAAUCACCACCAGUAGUUCAGCAGAUUAGAGAAACGAUGCUUCACUUUGGUAAAGAAGCAGAACAUUUGGCACAGAUUCUCUCCAAGGUUUAGGAAAAAGGCGCCAAAAAAUUCCAAGAUGGCGGCCCCUAAAAUCUAAGAUGUCCGCCCGAAAACGUGCUUUUUCCUUUAUAACUCGAAAUGCCU
Molecule: messenger RNA, 2793 nt
Organism: Cololabis saira (Pacific saury)
Lineage: Eukaryota; Metazoa; Chordata; Actinopteri; Beloniformes; Belonidae
Product: protein zer-1 homolog
Exons: 16
Coding region: 181-2556 (791 amino acids)
Cellular component (GO): Cul2-RING ubiquitin ligase complex
Molecular function (GO): protein binding
Source: RefSeq, a predicted model, not a curated record